CAAGUAUGUUUUCCCUGUCCAUGAUGGUGGGACUGGUCCCAGUAGUGUCCCUCUUUGGUUUGUUCUACUCUGCUGCGGUGGAUGAGAAUUUCCCCCAAGGCUGUACCAGCAGCAACAGUCUGUGUUUCUACAGUCUGCUGCUGCCAGUCACCAUCCCUGUCUAUGUCUUCUUCCACCUCUGGAGCUGGAUGGGACUCAAGCUCUUUAGACACAACUAGGCUGUUUUGACUUCAUUCUGUUAAAAACAAAUAUUUACCCGAGAACACUUCAACACCGAUUAAAACACCUACUGGUGAUGUACAUCGCACUUCUGUGCACUUUUUAUUACUUGGUAAUCAAAGGUAUCAAUGGGUGGUUUGACAUCACGUCAGCAUAUUACAAACACAGGUGCAAUGAAGCUUAAUAGCAGGAACUGCUGUUACUUUCUCCACGAACAAUAGAAUAAAAUGCUAUAAUAUAAUUGUGAUACCUAUCGAAGCAUGGCAGAACUAGACAAGCUGAACUAUAUUCCAAAACAGGCAUGAGCAGCUACGGGUGGAUUGAUCAGCUUCAACAGUUAUUACUGGUAGGGUUUUUUGUUGUUUGUUUGGAUUUUUUUUUCUUCUUUUGAAUUGUGGUAAUCUGUGUGCUUCACAGACAGACAGACUGUUGACAAGUUUUGUAGCUUAUGCUACCUACUUUGAUGUAGUUCCUAUUGUUUGAAUAAAAACAGAUGCUUAACUUACAAA
Lates calcarifer (barramundi perch) is the source of this 728-nucleotide messenger RNA. RefSeq lists its product as uncharacterized. The record is from RefSeq and is a predicted model, not a curated record. The transcript has a single exon. NCBI's taxonomy places the organism in Eukaryota, Metazoa, Chordata, Actinopteri, Centropomidae. The coding region runs from base 6 to 218 and encodes 70 amino acids.